AAGUAUGGAGAGAAUGGACUUCCCAAUCCCAUAUAAGGUAUUUCCCUAAAAAAGGGAAGGGGGAAAACAACAAUAAUGCAGGAUAUUCUCGACAGGAUGCAAGGACCAGCGCUGAAAGGUGCGGGGUAGAGCCGGCUGUGUGUGUGAGAGUGUUGGUGUGGGAGUGUGUGUCAGUGAGGAUGUAAGAUUACAACAGGAGCAGCAGCAUGAGCAGAAGACUGCAGGGGAAAGUAACUAUUUCGAAGAGAGCACCAUGGGAGCCUACCUCUGGCUGGUCCUGGCCAUUGUCAGUGAUGUGGCAGCAUCCUUGUUACAUCCCUCACGCCAGCUCUCCCCCUGCCAAGUGGUACAGAAUGAUGUGUACUGCAACGAUCUGAACCUGAGGACCGUUCCGGCCAAGCUUCCCCAUGGCAUCCAAAAGCUGGACCUGUCUCGGAACCUUCUACAAAACCUUACCCAAGAGGUUCUAUCAAUCUACACCACCGUUCAUCAUCUGAACCUCCACUCCAACAAGAUCCAGUUCAUCCAGCCGGGUCUGUUCAAAGACAUGACCAAUCUGCAAGUGCUGGACCUCUCCAGUAAUUACUUGGAUGUUUUUGCUGUUUCGAAAACCAGCAUUGGGCCUCUUGCGGCCGUGGACAGGCUUGACCUCUCAGGUAAUGGCCUGUACACAGGGAUGACCGACUUCUUUCUCAGUGAAGCCCCAGCACUCAUGAACCUUUCUCUGAAUGGCAAUAGUAUCACCAAAGUGGGCAAGGAAACCUUUUGCGGAUCUUUGGCCUUGAGAAACAUUGACCUUCACAACAACGUCAUCUUAGAGAUCGAGGAUGGAGCAUUUGACUCGCUGAUCCAUCUGUCCGAGCUUGAUUUGUCCAUUAACUCCAUCACUUGCAUCACUGACUUUAACCUUUCCCAAUUGAAGGUGCUAAACCUCAGUAGGAACAGCAUGGAGUGCUUCCAAACCACAGACUCAGACCUAGAGUACGAGCUCCUCUACCUCGACCUGAGGGAAAACAAGAUCCACUACUUCCCCGUUCUCCCAAGAAGAAACAAGCUCAUGUACCUGGAUUUGUCCAGGAACCGCCUGAUGAGCAUCAACACCACGGGGACAGCGGAUGAGCUGGAGCACUUCAGAGACACGUUUGUACCUCACACACAGUCAGGUGGAACCAGCCGACACCAGGACUUCUCAAGGCUUAUGUACCUUGACAUGAGCUACAACCAGAUCAACAGCAUACCGCAGUCUUUCUUCUGCAGCAUGGUGUCCCUUGAGCACCUCAACAUCAGUAAUAAUUGUAUUGGGGCCUUUUCUGUAGACCAGGAGAGCCCUCUGAACUCUCUGAAGACCCUGGACCUGAGUUACAAUGCCCUACAGAACCUCACGUUUGGGGAGAACACCCUAUGGUCACUGCAGGAACUCUUCUUACAAGGGAACGUUCUCAGCAACAUGGACUCUGGAACGUUCCAAAGAUUGCCCAGCAUCAGAGGCCUUCACCUCCAGCAGAACUACCUGAAAGUCUGCCCCUCACAGCAAAAACCACCACAGACAGACCACAACUCUCAGGAUCCCUCAGGCUGUGUCUCCUUAGAAUUCAUACCAAGCUUGCACUUCUUGUACCUCUCUGGAAACAGUCUUGAAGUUCUUCCACCGUAUGCCUUCAAUGGCACCACGCUCAGGUUGCUGGACCUGUCCCUAAACCCAGGCUUGGAUGUUCACCAAAAUUCUUUCUCUGGUCUGGAGACCUCCCUAACUCACCUAUCACUGAGAGAGAACCACAUCACAGACCUGAACACAGACCUUUCCCUGCUAAGCAGUCUCAAAUUCGUGGACCUGUCCACCAACAAGCUGAGCGCUCUCCCCCUGUGGAACAAGGAGUCCUCCAUCGAGUCCCUGAACCUGCAGAACAACAACCUAGUCACCCUGGAGUACAACACAGUCCUGGUUCUGGAGCGGACGCUCAAAACCCUUUACAUUGGCUCGAACCCUCUCAGUUGCUGUAGCAACCCCCGCUUCCUCGACAUGCUCAAACGCUCCGAUGUGGUCGUCCCGGACAUCGCCACAGUAACCUGCCAGUACAUGGAGAACUCAGAGCUAGUGGAGUUGAACAUUGGGAGCGUGACGCAGGAGCAGUGUCAGAAGCUGGACAGUAAGAGCGUUAGCAUCAUCGUCAUUGUGGUGAUGGCUUUGGUGCUGAUCGCGGUGCUGGUGGUGCUCUCCAAGGUGUGCCACCCCAGGAGGCGCAAGCUCAACAGUAGCUUCAGGGCCUGAAGAAUGUGUCCUUUCAUUGGGGAGAAAGAGAUGCUGGACAUGUGUCUCCUCAGAGGGACUACUAGGCAGAGAAAACCAGAGGCUGUUGGUGCUUUUCAAUGUGAAGUGUGCACUAUUUCCUCAUUUUAACUCUGUUUUGGAGGGAAUUUGUUGAGUUCUGGAACAAGGCAGCCAUGUUGUGGCUUAUAGAAUUUGCAUAAAUUGAAGGUGUUGUUCUCUUCGUCUAGGGAAUAACAGACAGUUAUGUGAAAACUCAAGAGUAUGAAUAUGGUCACUUUUUAUAUAAUUAGCAUCAUCAUGUGCACAUACAGUUUAUAGACAUUUAGCCAUUUCCACUUGGGGAAAAUAUUUUAUGACUGCACAGGGUCAGCUGAUAUGCAUUAGAUUUGCUGAUCCAGAUUUAUGGCCAAACACCAAGGCUUCUCUUUAUCAAUGCAGUAUUUUGCACUUUAAUUUGAUUGUAUUUGUACAUUUAUUUUAUUAUUAACCUGCUUUUGACUGUGCGUUUCUGUUAUAUAGACUAAAUUACACUAAGUAGGGAGCGCAUUAUGCAAACAUGUCUAUCAAUGCCAUGUAAUGGCAGAGUGGAGAGCUUUCUCCAACUAAUUUCAACAUCAGCACAUCAUUAUGAAACCACAGGGUUUGAAGGUCAUGGCUGCAGUUCUUUAGAUGACUGUGACACUACAAUAGUAUACAAUCAGUGUUUUGUAGAAUUUACCGUUCCUAUUUGUGGGACAUAAAAAGGAAGUACUGUUAGAAGUGAAUUGUUUCACCUCCUAUAGGAUAGUUACAGUGAAUAUUGUUUUCAUAACAGUAUUUUUGUAUUUUUCACUGGUAGAUGUACAGUAGGUAUGGGGUGGUAUGUGGGGACCAAAAACAAGAUUGAAGCAAUAACUCCAGAGGAAGCAGUACUGUCGGAACACCUGCAGUAAAACAUUUAGCUUGUUUUAACAGCUUGUAGGGCACUGCAGAUACCUUUCCUGUUAUUGAUGAACUCAGUCUCGCAAAAGCCUGUAUUAAAUAAUUAUGUGCAAUUUCACAACGCUGGGUUCCAGCAAUGUGGUUUUCCCUUGCUAUGGGCGUUCGGCAAAAAUAUAUUUUCCCACUGAAAUCCUCUCUGGUUGCUACCAUACAUGGAGAGGCUGUCAAGGCAAAUUAAUGGUUUGAUAAGUUAAAUGAUACAGUGGAUCAGUGAGGCUUUAAUAGAAACAAGGACCUGUUUUGUUUCACUGAAACAAAAGCCUUUUUUAAUGCAUUCAAAUCUGGCCCUUAGCUCUUUAGGUUUUCUCCGUAUGUCAGUUGAAUGACAGAGCUGAGUGAGAGAAGCAAACAUCAACCCAACGCUUUCUUCACAGGGAAUUUGGCAAAACUUAAUCAAUUCUGCAGUGAACCCCUGCCAGACUGAAAUCCUUAAUUGCGUUCAUAUCAAUCAAAAUCAUGUAAUUGCACAUAUUUGAGACAAUCAAUGUUGUUUUUAAGAUAGAUUGCUUUGUUAUUCACGUGGAAGCUAUCCAUGUUGCAUUUGUUAUCGCAAAGAGAUCUUGGCCUUUUCAUCUGCAUAGGCCUAGCCCACAAGACCAAUCAUAUGAACACUAAAAAUUCCCCAGUCCUGGAUUGUCCUUACCCAAAAGACAACACUUACCCCAACAUGUCAGUGAGGAAGAGGAGGAGGAGAGCUUGUGAAAAUAACAAAGCGGUUACAAAGUGACAACAAAGGACUGACCAACCUGUAGAGAGUUAAUUUAAUGACAUCUUUGUUUUAGCUUUCUGCCUUUUAUGUAGGACAUUGUUACAUACAUACUGAAUUCACACAGUUGUCCUUCCUAUUAAGUCUGUAUUACAGUGCAUUUCUAAGUUGGAUGUCAUAGAAGGAAGGAUAUGAUUCCUUACCUUUUUUUGUUAUGGUAGGGACUAUUUUAAACAAAAAAAACAAGCCAAAGGAAAUCCCUGGUGAGGGAAGUAUGUCCUGACCGUAUUAAUAGAUAUUUAUUUCAGAGAUAACACUAGAAGAAGAGCAGUUCUAUCCUGUUUAUCACUGUGACAUGCUGACCCUCUUGUUCUGCUUUUUCCUGAUCACAUGACUGAACUUUUAGUGAAACCUUCAAAGGUCAAACUAAUAUAUAGAGAUGACAAGAUAAGUCACCUGCUGCUUGAAGUGACAUCCACCAUUGACUACAGUCAAUGACUAACAUUUUACAUAAAUUGACCAUACAAAAAUAAUAAAAUAUAAUGAAUAUCAUAAGUCACACGUGUGUAUCGAAAUGUUGGGCUGGCUGUUCAGUUUGGAUGCCAAGCUUAUACAGGCAAGUCAAAGCUACGGCUGUGCAUGUUACAACUAAUAAAGAAAGGAUAUUAGCAUAAAUGGAGAAUGGUUUUGAUGGUGUUAUGUCAAUUUCAUUACAGUGUUACAUACAGUUUUAUGCAAUGUGAAAUUGAAGUUGCACCCUUGCUUCUGUGUUUAUCUGUCCACUGCAUUUUACAUGUACAGCAUAUGAAGGAUAUUACAAUGGAUCUAUUAUGAACUACUGUAAAAAUAUAUAUUUAUAUUGUUUUGUAUUUUCUUAAGUAAAU
Messenger RNA from Coregonus clupeaformis (lake whitefish), 4840 nucleotides. Its product is annotated as transforming growth factor beta activator LRRC32. Bases 254 to 2269 code for a protein of 671 amino acids. Lineage: Eukaryota; Metazoa; Chordata; Actinopteri; Salmoniformes; Salmonidae. The record is from RefSeq and is a predicted model, not a curated record. Gene Ontology annotation, molecular function: protein binding. The transcript is spliced from 3 exons.